CGUAGCGUCUGGACCGGCCUUUAGCAUGAGGGAGCCGUUGCUGAGUGGUGAGUGGGGGAUAGAAUAAGGUAACCUAACUUUUUGACGUUUAGAUCUUGAAGUAAACAAAAAUAUUUUUUGAUAAAACCUUGGGCCCUAAAGAUAGAAGAUAUGACCACUAAGAAAAAGAGUGGUAGUUCAACUGAAUCGAGUUCUGCCUCUACCUCGGAGUCAUCAAGCUCAAGCUCUUCUUCCAGUGGUUCAGACAGUUCUUCAUCCAGCGAUAGCGAAUCUUCUUCAUCCCAAGACUCCACCAAGCAGCAGUCAGAGCAAGAGACCUCAAAGAAAACAGCUAACUUACCUAAAACUACCAGGAAGAGUACUGAGACUAAGGCUGCACCUGCGGCCAAGCUUGAGGCUAAGGUUACUACCAAAGGCUAAAGCACAGCCUGUGAAAGCUGUUGCAAAAACCGCUGCUAAACCUACUAGUUACUCCACAGAUGAGGAAGAUAUCCCAAAGAAUGCGACUAUCACACCCAAGGCUGCAGCUGUCCCUGUGCCCAAAGCAUCAGCUACAGCUACAAGAAAAUCUCCUGCAAGAGCUGCAAGUACUCCUAAAAAUGCCACUAAACCAGCCAAGGAAGCUGCUAAGGCCAAGCCAGCCAAAGGUGGCACUAAAGCAAAUGAUGCUAAUAAGAAGAAAAGCAUAUUUUCUCCAGAAAACAGUUCAGACUCUGAAGGAAAAAGUGGUAAAACACAAAAAGCUACUGGCAAGACCAAGCCAGAACCUAGAGCUAAAGCUGUACCUAGGGCUGUCGAAAAGCCUAAGUAGAAUCAUCAGCUAGUUCUGCAACAUCCACGAGUGGCUCUAGCAGCAGUUCUGACAGUGAGAGUAGUGCAGAGUCGUCAGCGAACAAUUCCAGAAAAGUGGUAAAAAAGCCUGUCAAGAAACCAACUGUUGUACCCAAAGAAAAUGCUGUCAAUACUGACUCAGAAAAUGAAGGGCCUGAAAAGAAACAAGUAACAAGGAAAUUGACAAGGUCGGCCAGUACAAGGAAAUCAAAGCAUGUUCUUGGAAAAAACGUUUUCUCUGACACAGAUUCUGACACUGAGAGCACAAAAAGGUCUUUAUCUCGAUCGCCAGUCAAAAGGGCGCCCGUUGUUACCAAGGGAAAACAAAGAACAACAAGAGGAAUGACGUCAAAAAUAAGGGCAAAGAGACUAUAGUGAUAGAAGAACGUAAAUGUCCAAUGGAGGGCUGUAAUAGUAUGGGACACUUGAGUGGGAAAUUUGAAAAGCAUUUUACCUUAGAAGCGUGUCCCAUGUAUCACAAUACGACUCCUGAAAGGUGUAAAAUAGAGCUGGAGGAGCGAAAGAAACGAGAGGAAGCCAGAAAAAAAUCUCUUGACUACCACAAACGUUCACCGCGAGCUCCAACCUCAGAACAAAGAGCUUUUCUCCAGAAGAUCAGAGACUUGAGGGCAAAAUGGAAAGCGGAAAACAGUGAGGAUAUCAAACCGUGCAUUGACAAGAACAGGGAGCCAGAUUUGACCAAUUUCGUGCCAGAUUAUGAUCUGAAACUGUUUCAAGAUGCUAGGGCAAUGGCAAGUGAGAAAAUCGAGGAGGAUUUGAAGAUGCUGCCCAGCACCAAAGGUACCAAAUACAUCGAAAUGGGAAAAUUCGACAUGGAGGUUUGGUAUCAGAGUCCCUAUCCUGAGGAUUAUGCACGGCUUCCAAAGUUGUAUAUUUGCGAAUUCUGCCUUAGGUAUAUGAAGUCAAAAACGAUUAUGGAAAGGCACGUUGUCAAAUGUGUUUGGAGACAUCCACCUGGCGAGGAAGUGUACAGAAAAGACAAGAUCUCUGUUUGGGAGGUGGAUGGCAAGAGGUACAAACAGUACUGCCAAAAUCUCUGCUUAUUGGCAAAGUUCUUCCUGGACCACAAAACUUUGUAUUACGACGUGGAGCCGUUCCUGUUCUACGUGAUGACAAUGGUUGAUGGUGAAGGAUGUCAUACUGUGGGGUACUUCAGCAAAGCUAUUCCUUAGAAUUGCGAUAGAAUCGCGACUGUAAAAAAUGAUUGAUCUGAAAACUAGAAUUAUGGAGCUUCAAAUUGAUUGUUUAAAAAACCUCAGGCAUAGUGUAUUUUAUAUUAAAAACGUUGGCGUAUAGUAUACACAUCACUACUUGAAUGUGAGACCUUGCCGGUUGACCGAAGUCACUGUUUGGAGAACGUUGAACCUUUAGUUGCCGAAAUUCGUGAGAGUGAGACGGAGAGAAUUAGCGAGGCCAAUUAGACGACAACGUACGGGGGCCCCUUUUGGGCAGAUACCACUGCAACCGAUGAUAAGGUCGACGGUUUGUGUGCUUAAGGAAUACAUACACAUACAAACAAUUCAC
Acanthoscelides obtectus is the source of this 2376-nucleotide messenger RNA. Lineage: Eukaryota; Metazoa; Arthropoda; Insecta; Coleoptera; Chrysomelidae. The record is from the annotation of a GenBank genome assembly.